Messenger RNA from Aspergillus chevalieri, 804 nucleotides. RefSeq names its product complex I 24 kDa subunit family protein (gene NUO24). The transcript has 3 exons. The coding region runs from base 1 to 804 and encodes 267 amino acids. Lineage: Eukaryota; Fungi; Ascomycota; Eurotiomycetes; Eurotiales; Aspergillaceae. Gene Ontology annotation, molecular function: NADH dehydrogenase activity. The record is from RefSeq and is a predicted model, not a curated record.
AUGGCUUCGAAGCUCUUCCCCGCCGCCCCCCGGGUAGGCCGUCAAUUGCUCCAGCAGCUCCCCAAGUCCCAAUGCAGAGCGUUCUCCGCUGGGCCACAACUCUUCAGUGACGCCCUUGCCGUGCACCGCAACAAGCCCUCCAACAACCCGACCCUCCCGUUCAAAUUCAACGACCAGAACCUCCAACUCAUCGAUGAGAUCCUCAAACGCUACCCUCCCCAGUACAAGAAGGCUGCUGUCAUGCCUAUCUUGGAUUUGGGUCAGCGCCAGCACGGCUACACCAGCAUCAGUGUCAUGAACGAGGUCGCCCGGUUGCUUGAGAUGCCCCCGAUGCGUGUUUACGAAGUCGCAACUUUCUACACCAUGUACAACCGCGAGCCCGUUGGCAAGUACUUUGUUCAACUUUGCACUACUACACCAUGCCAGCUCGGUGGCUGCGGUAGCACCAAGAUCCUCGAAGCCAUUUCGGAACACCUGGGUAUCACCCCCGGCCACACCACCGAAGACGGCCUGUUUACCUUCAUCGAAGUCGAAUGUCUUGGUGCCUGUGUCAACGCCCCCAUGGUCCAGAUCAACGACGACUACUACGAGGACCUCACCCCCGAAUCCACCAAGGCCCUCCUCACCGCGCUUAAGGACUCUGCUAUCGCGACGGACAAGUCGGUCAAGGUCCCUGCUCCCGGCCCGCUGAGCCAGAGAGAGAGCUGCGAAAACAGUGGUGGUCUCACGAAUUUGCAAGACCCGCCGGUGUGGAACCCGGAGACCAUGAUGAGAACGGAUGGUGCUUUGGACGCUCAGCAAUAA